ACGGAACCAAAAAAAAGCAGGCACAUCCUGUUUCUGCACGGAACCAAACAAGCAGGCACAUCCUGUUUCUGCACGCUGCCUCCUCCAUCACCAACAAACCUCCGCUCUGCUGUAAAACCAGCAAAACCAUCAAAAUGCCGAAAGCUAAGAAGUCAGGGAAGAGAAAGAAGUUCAACUACAGCCAGAACCGGAAGAAGCUGAAGAAACAGGCCAUCAAGAAAUGCAACCCGAGGAUAGAGAAUUCACAGAUUCGAAAUGCGUGGGACGACAAGAAGACCAUCGCCAGGAACCUGCAGGAGAUGGGUCUGGCUUUAGAUCCGAACCGCACGCUGCCCAUAAUGAAAAAGAGCCUCCUCGGUGCAGAUAAAGUGACUAAAGGUCCCUCCGGCAUCGUGACCAAACCCUACGUCAUCAACCAGCUGCAAGAGGAGGCCGACCGUCCAGAGAAAGACGUGAAGACGUUGUCCACGGAUCUGAUCGAGUACGCUCAGUACAUGAUCCGAGAGCACACUGACGACUUCAAGGCGAUGGCCAGGGAUGAGAAGAACUACUACCAGGACACACCCAAACAGAUCCAGAGGAAAAUAAACGAGUACAAGCGGUGCCACCCGGAGCACUACAGCGCCUUCAUCAACUCGCUAGCUGCUCCACAGCCGAUGGUCCAGUAAAGGGACUGUCAACCCUAAUGUGGACUUUAUAUCUCAUUGUCUGUAUCAGGAGCUCAUUCUGGAGAGACGUAGUGCAAAGAGGACAGAAGUCCAGUGUGAGGACUGCAGAUGCACAGGAAGUGCAGAUGUUCAGAAGCUGUUUUGAUCCUUCCGGAUCUUUCUGUUACUUUCCUCCCUGUAAAGAUUUCCUGUUUUAAUCAUUUCCACUUUUUUUCAGGUGUUUGUUUGUGUUCUGAAGGUCAAACGUGAUCGACUGAGAUGUGUUUAUUAUGUAAUCAUUUAAAUACCUUGAAGAUCA
Messenger RNA from Anoplopoma fimbria (sablefish), 966 nucleotides. It is a transcript of the gene nop16, whose product is annotated as NOP16 nucleolar protein homolog (yeast). The record is from RefSeq and is a predicted model, not a curated record. The transcript is spliced from 5 exons. Gene Ontology annotation, biological process: ribosomal large subunit biogenesis. The coding region runs from base 135 to 668 and encodes 177 amino acids. Gene Ontology annotation, cellular component: nucleolus. NCBI's taxonomy places the organism in Eukaryota, Metazoa, Chordata, Actinopteri, Perciformes, Anoplopomatidae.